Gadus macrocephalus (Pacific cod) is the source of this 9897-nucleotide messenger RNA. RefSeq names its product ubiquitin specific peptidase 31 (gene usp31). The record is from RefSeq and is a predicted model, not a curated record. Gene Ontology annotation, molecular function: cysteine-type deubiquitinase activity. Gene Ontology annotation, biological process: protein deubiquitination. The coding region runs from base 731 to 4657 and encodes 1308 amino acids. The transcript is spliced from 16 exons. Lineage: Eukaryota; Metazoa; Chordata; Actinopteri; Gadiformes; Gadidae.
AAAGAACUUAGACCGGAAGUUAAAAUAUAACAGUGAAAUACCAACAUUGCAAUAAUUAGUUUUUGCAAGAUGUGACAAAUGUAAGGUGAACCAUCCUCAAGAAACCGAAUGCCUGUGGUUUAUACUUGUCUUUUGCAAUGGCGGAUAUCCAUACACUUCUCAUGGGGACUUCAACCCGACCGGAGGAGAAAUUUGCCCUACCUCUGCUAGCCUGUGUUGUUGUUAUUGCUGUACCGUUAACAUUAGCUCAGUUAGCUAGCAGCGUAAGCAGUGUCAGCUAGUCUGGCUAGCCCACAGCGUUUGUUUAGCUACCCUUAACCAAGAGACAAUAUUCGCGCAAGCGACUCGUACAAAGUGCUGAAAUGCUGACAGGCGUCAGGUUGAUUAGUGUACUGUGCUGUUAACCAUCGCGCUAUGAUGGGUUAAGUUGUUGUGUUAGUAAGCCCGGUUACUUUGCAAGUGAAAAGACGAAUGAGGUAACUAUAUUGGACGGGACACAUCGAUAAAUAUAUAGUUGGCUGGGGAUAGCUAAGGCUAACCACCCUGCUGUGUACACCUGGUUGGGGCGAAUGCCUUGAGGGUCAUCCAGUGAGUCAAUGCUUCUGAGUUGCGGUCGAUGGUUCGGGGGUUAACGCCUGAAACUGGAAAAUGGCUCUUCAGUUUGCGCAUACAGCAUUUUUUUGGACGCUGUACUGGUGAUUUUGUAUUUUUUACGUUCUAAAGAGAAAUCAUGUCUAGUAAAACUGCAACCAAGGACAAGAAGUCGAGCUUCGGCAAGAAGCUCUUCAGGCGGGGCUCGGUGCGUUCUGUGGGCAGCUUUAUGAGCAGAGUUCUGAGGACUCUUUCCACACUGUCCCACUUUGUGUCUGAGGUGCCAACAGAAGACGACAAGGAUGAUGGAGGCUUUACUUCAUUCAAAACUGGGAGUAAAGAUCUGCAUGUGGAUGACUGUGACAUCGGCGCAUUCCUAUCCGGAGACAAGGUUCCCGGAGUGUCAGGUCUCAAGAACCAUGGUAACACUUGCUUCAUGAAUGCGGUUCUGCAGUGCUUGAGCAACACCGAACUGUUUGCUGAAUAUCUGGGUUUGGAGCAGUACAAGGACGAUGAGUCGAACGAGGAGAGACCUAUGACAAACGGAGUGCACUUAGAGAGGAAAGCCCCAGGGAACAGAGGAGAAGUGACAGAACAACUUUCUGGACUCGUUCGGGCCCUGUGGACGUUUGAAUACACCCCUCAGCACAGCAGGGAAUUCAAAAAUGCCGUGUCCAAAAGUGCAUUACAAUACAGAGGGAAUUCUCAGCAUGAUGCUCAGGAGUUUCUGCUGUGGUUGUUGGACAGAGUUCAUGAAGACCUUAACGCAGUCAAUCCUGACAGUGGACCUGCUAUCAGGCCGCCGAUUGAAGAAGACGAGGAAAGCGUGGAAGGCCCCUCACCCCCCCUGUCUGCAGGGUCCUUUGUGCAAGAGCUCUUCCAGGCUCAGUACAGGUCCUCCCUUACCUGCCCCCAUUGCCAGAAGCAGAGCAACACAUUCGACCCGUUCCUCUGUAUCUCCCUACCCAUCCCUCUACCACACACCAGACCGCUGUAUGUGACGGUGGUCUACCAGGGGAAGUACUCCCACUGCAUGCGGAUUGGCGUGGCCGUCCCCCUCGACAGCACCGUGUACCGGCUCCGGGACGCAGUGUCACGGGAGACCAAGAUCCCCAUGGACCAGUUCGUCUUGACAGAAAUGUACUACGACGGCUUUCACCGCUCCUUCUGCGACGACGAUGACGACCUCGACAUCAUUCAAGAGAGCGACUCCAUCUUUGCUUUUGAGACACCCGAGACCUUCAGGCUGGAGAACAUUCGCACUAAGAGAGGGAGUCUACUGGCCAAUCUGAACCAGAACAACCUGAAGUACGGCGCGGAGAUGGGCAGGACCCCGUCGUUCAUGCAGGGCGCCAUGACCCCUCUGGGUGCGUCGCCCAAUAAGAACCUGGGCCCGGAGAAGGUCAUCCUCCUGGUGUGCAACAGGGCCUGCAGCGGGCACCAAGGGAGAAGGUUUGGUCUCCCAUUUGUUUUGUACAUGGAGCGCACGGUGACCUGGGACACAUUGCAGAAGGAGAUUCUGGAGAAGAUGCGUCAUCUGUUAAGACCCGGGGUGUACAUCCAGGUGGGGCCGUUCAGUCUGCGAGUGGUGGGCGUGGUCGGAAUCACCUACCUCCUUCCCCAAGACGACCAGCCACUGUGCCAUCCCACCGUUGAAAGAGCGUACAAGUCCUGUGGACAAGGGGGUCCCCCGCAUGUCAAGAUCGUGGUCGAGUGGGACAAAGAAACCAAGGAUUAUCUGUUUGGCCACACGGGGGAGGAGUACAUUCCCGACGCAGAGAGCGUCUACCUGCACAGGGAGCAGCACCAUCAGCCCCAGGCCUGCACACUGGCCCAGUGCUUCCAGCUCUACACCCAGGAGGAGCAGCUGGCCCCAGACGACGCCUGGCGCUGCCCCCACUGCAAGCAGCUGCAGCAAGGCCGCAUCAAGCUCAGCCUCUGGACCCUGCCGGACGUGCUCAUACUGCACCUGAAGAGGUUCCGCCAGGAGGGCGACCGCAGGGUGAAAAUGCAGAACAUGGUGAGGUUCCCCCUGCUGGGCAUGGACAUGGCGCCCCAUGUGGUCAAGAGAAGCCAGAGCAGCUGGAGCCUGCCGUCCCACUGGUCGCCGUGGAGACGGCCCUACGGCCUGGGACGCAACCCCGACGACUACCUGUACGACCUCUACGCCGUGUGCAAUCAUCACGGCAACAUGCACGGCGGCCACUACACAGCUCACUGUAAGAACUCCAUCGACGGCCAGUGGUACUGCUUCGACGACAGCGAGGUCCAGCCAAUGGCGGACGACGACGUGUGUCACCAGUCGGCCUACAUCCUGUUCUACCAGCGGAGGACCACCAUCCCCUCCUGGUCGGCCAACAGCUCCGUCGCAGGUUCCACCAGCUCGUCCCUGUGUGACCACUGGGUUAACAGGCUGCCAGGCAGCCGGCCCGCAAGCCUGGCCUCCGGUGCCUCUUCCAGACGCACCUCCAUGGCCUCGCUGGCCGAGUCUGUGGAGUUCUCCGCCGAGCGCUGCGACGACGACGGGGGGUUCUCCACCCGGCCGUUCGUGAGGAGCAUCCAGCGACAGAGCCUGUCGUCGCGGUCCUCCGUCACCAGCCCGCUGGCCUUCGGCGAGGCGGGGAUGAAGCCCUCCUGGUCCCUGUCGGCCAAGCUCCAGAUGAGGUCCAACUCCCCGUCCCGCUUCUCCCUGGACUCGCGCUGCUCUCCGCCCCUGGAGCGGAUCGGGGAGGCCGGCGACGACAAGGUGUCCACUUCCUGUUUCGGCAGCCACAGCAGACACGAGCGCUACUUUGGCAGUCGGGCGCCGCUGGCCGUGAUGGAGAGCAACGCCGGCGACCAGGAGAGCAACAACCGCUUCCUGGAUAUGGUCUACACCAAGGCUCCGCCCCCCCUGGAUAAGAAAGGCACAAAGGGGGACGCCACCGAAAACAACAACCAGAUCACGGCUCAAGACCAGAACGCCCUGACGCCCCAGACAGCCCCGGUGAAGGAGCCCAAGCGCAAGAGCAGUAUUAUCGGGUUCGGCUCGCGGGGGGAGAGCACCACGUCCACCAAGGCUCCCAACAAGGCGGAGCAAGAGAAGAACUCCAAAAAGCGCCUCUGUUCCCCUCCGACCCAAAAAGCCCAGACGUCUUCCGGCACUCCGGUCAAGGGCUCAAAGGUCAUCAACAACAACAACUCCAUCACCAGGGAAACCAAGAGUGUCAGUGCCAAGAAAGUCACCCUCACCCCCAGUGGCACUCCUUCCAAGAAGAAGGAGCCGUCCCACCCGCCGCCGGCUCUAGAAGGGACCCCGCUGCGUAAGCAGUGCCUGGGCUGCUCCACGCCGCAGUCGUCGGCGUCCCCGUCGCCCACCGCCAAGAAGACCUUCUCGGGCCUGGAGAGGACCUUCUCGGGCCUGGAGAGGAGCGCGGCGGGCGGCAGGAAAAGACUGAUAGAGCGGAGCUUCAGCCGGGACUCGGUGCACACCAGCCCGCUGGCCGACCCCGCCCGCGGCGGCUCGGUGGCCCGCUCCGCCCUGGCGAAGAGCGGCGGCCUGGAGGUCAGAGUGGAGCGCAAGUCGUUCCGGUGCUCCAGCAGCAGCUCGUCCAUCACCAGCCUGCGCUCGCCCAGCGUGUCGUCCCGGGACCUGCGACGCGGCAGCAAGUCGGAGGACAAGGGCCUGUCCUUCCUGAAGAGCGCCCUCCGCCAGAGGGAGAGCCGCCGGUCGGCCGACCUGGGCAAGAGCAACCUGGUGGCCAAGAAGGAGGCGGAGCGGGCCGGCGGGCGGCCGUCUGAGCCCGCCAAAGAUGGCGGCAGCGCCGCCAGCAGCGGGGAGAGGCUGGACAGCAGCAACUCCUCCAGAGAGACCAGCGAACGCGAGGCCAAGCCCCGCGGGAAGGAGGCGUCCAGGCCCACCAGCGCUUUCGGGAGGACCCUGUUGAGCGUGGGGAAGUCCCGGUCUUCCCUCACGGAAACGAGCCCGAAGCUUCCGUCGAACGCUAAAAGACCUGUGGAGAAGGUAGCGUCUUCCAGGAGGCUGUCGUCCAGCGUGCAGUCUCCGGCGCGGACGAGGCCCAAGUAGUCUGUGAGUCGUAGCUGUUUUUUUGGGGGGGGAUGCAGGUUUUACUUUGUGCCUAUGUUGCAGGGAGCGCCGGCUGUAUUUGGAGAGGAUCACUUUUUUUGAUGCGGUGUUUUGUACGCGGGCAUUACAGUCAUCGAAUGGCUCAGAUCUGAGUCUCAGCGGCCAUAAAAAAAUUAUCCAUAUUGGAUGCAAAGGAAUGAUAGACGUAUAAUACUAUACUUCCAGAAAUUACCCCUCAUAUUUUAGGGUCACUUUUGACUAUUGUCAAUUUAAUUUGUCCUUUUUAGUGUUUUGUAAAAAUACUAAUCAAAAAAGUUGGGAUUUUAAGGCGGGGGGCAUUUUUUAGUUACGCUUAUUUUGAUGUUGCUUGGACAACAUUUUGGUCUUGGACGACAUGCAUGUUCGCCGUGCCUCCGUUUUGAGGAUACGCAUAUUGUUUGUAGUUCAGUUACAAGCAAGCUAAGUUAAUACUAGAAUACUGCAAAAUGUCUUACUGGAUCCAUCUAUGCAAACUCUAAAUCAAGUAAAACUAAAAAUACACUUUCUAACCUUUUAUGCUUAAUGCCCUGCCACAGGUAAAAAAAACAUCCGUAGUGGUUUAAUUGGCGACUGUGGCAUGUAAGGGACAUUGCACUUGUGCGAUGUGUCUUUAGUACUUGUGUAGCCAAAACUAAAACUGUUGCAUUUUGCCUGACCGAUACGAUUAUAAGAUUAUCUCUGACAUGGCCCGCUGUUAUCUUUUCAAAGUCAAAUGUCCUUCUCUGUACAAACAAAACAUCAAAAAAGGUCUCUGCGCAAAUAUGGGAGCUCAGUUUAUUUGUAGAUAAGAUAGACAAACGUAUGAAAGAGUUGCAUUCAAAACAUGGGUCGAUUUAGCAUUUCUCAAAAGUAUAGUUUUUUACCAUGGGUGUCAAUCCUGUCAGACAGUUUUUGGAACAUCACUUCUGACUAGAUCACUUGUUUAUUAAUGGUGUCUUCCUCUCUUAAUAAUUUACGACAUAUUGACAGAUAGUUAUUUUGACACACUUUAAAUGAAAUGUUAUUUUUUAAUGAUCAAGCUCUGUUUUUACUUUGGAUUUACACUUUUGAACCCAAAAGUUCGCUCUCUGAAGGCAAUAUAUCAUAAAUUAUAUAUCUAUAUAUAUCUAUUAGAAGAAUGACCGUUAAAGCGCCUUUCGAAGCAGUCAUGGAUCCCAUAUUAAGCUACUACUCUCUUGAGAAUUAAUGUUCCAUCAUAGCUAUUUGUAUACAAGCAGUUUCCUUUCCCUUCUGUUACGGUGCAUUACGCAAACCUAAGAACUGAAUACUAUUUUUUACCCUGUAAAUCAUUUUAGAGUUGAUCUCAGCGGUGUGACAGCCAUUGGGUUUUGAGUGGAUGUAUGAGUACCUUUCUAAGAUCAUUCGAUCUCGGGGGAAACUAUUAAGAAAUCAUUUACUCCUACAAGGUGCUGAAAACAAAAAAACGACCAGUGCUUCCAAGUCAUAACACUCUCCUUAUCUUAAAUACCGAUGUGUUUAGAACUGUGACCAAACUGGCAAUCUAUAAAGUACAUUGUCGUGUUUUAUCGUCACCUGUGGUACCUAUUCCGAGUAGAUAAUGUUAUUUAUUUUCGUUAAGCCAAAGCAAAGGUGUGCUAAAAGUUGUCGAACACUUCAUUCGUAUUGUUGAAACCCUUUUAGCGGCCAUAAUUAUGGCCUUUUAGCGGCCAUAAUUAAAACGUGGAAGUUAUGUAGAAUCACUUCUAUAUACACCUUUAAACACCAUUUUGUUUUGCCACUGUUAAGAUUAUCCUUACUGCCGUUGUCGGCACAUUUGCAGCUCUGCCUAUAGUCUUCCAUAGAAUAUUUAUUAAUAAGACUCAUACAUUGAUUCCCCAAAGCCUUGACUGAAAGUGCAAUAAUUAAGGGCAAUAUGGUCGUCUUAUUCACAGGUAUGCAUAUUACUGGUAGCAAAGUGCAAGGUUUUCUUCUUACUAGUGUGGCCAAUGCAUUGGCAAAAAUAAGCAAAGCCCUGUCUUCCAUUAACAUUCUCGGUGCAAGCAAUGUUUGCGUAGUAACAGAAAACCUGAAGUGUGGGUUUCAGAGUAGACAAAAUACAAUUUGAAAGACGUUCUCUACUGCAAGGCGCUAGACUAGAGUGACAGUCGCUCCAGCCCUGCUAGAUGUAGUCAUCCAACAGCAUUAGUGGGACAUUGCAGAGACUGUGUUUGAGAUACAUAACCUAUCAUUAGUCCUCUGCUUUUGCUUUGGUGUGUGUUACAGAUGUCUGCCGUUGGAAAGAUAUUUUGUCUAGUUGGAGAAAGCGGGUCUUUUUUUACUUUUGCUCAUUUUUGCUAAAUUGUUAAACGUAUUAACAAUAUAUAGUUCCAGACAGUUCCUCUGAAAUGGCCUCAAGUGUGUGUGUGUGUGUGUGUGUGUGUGUGUGUGUGUGUGUGUGUGUGUGUGUGUGUGUGUGUGUGUGUGUGUGUGUGUGUGUGUGUGUGUGUGUGUGUGUGUGUGUGUGUGUGUGUGUGUGUGUGUGUGUAAUAUCCAAUAUUAAGCCUUAGAUUUGCUUCUUACUCAGUUGUAGACUGAAGUCUAUACAAGUUGCUCUUUGCAAAUACUAGUAGGUAAAAAAAAAGCUAUCAUGUUUUGGAGGUAAGGUAGACUUCAGUGACAUUUUAAAGAUACAUUGUAUAACUUCGAUCUACAUAUACGCCCAUAUGUUCCUAUGUCACGAUCCAGGUAAUUUAUUGAUGGUGACGCCGUAUCAUUUCUACCUCAUCCUGUACUGUGCAGUAAAUAUGGUGAUACAUGUACCUUUUCAAGUCGGGGCUGUUCCAUUACUCCACAUCUGCCUGUAUGAAUAUAUGCAGGAAUGAAUGUGUGAGCCCCUGGAGGGAAAAGCAGAGUUUCAAAGUGAGCCAGAAGCCCUUCAGUAACCGUGGCCACAUCAUGCCAUGACCAGCGAAUAAGGCUUGGGUCAUUUUCUGCCUGCAAAUUAUUUGAUCUUAAUCUCUCUUUGACACGCCAAGAGGCCUCUGUGAGAUAAUAAGCAAUGUUCAAUUAUAUUGUCAUCGGGACAAAACAAAAAAAUGCAUAAAGUUUUUGUUCUGUUUUCAACGAAACUAACGAGAAUUGCAAGACAAUGGAUCAAAUAUUUGUAUAUGUUUACAGCCCCCCCCCCUCCCCUACCCAAUUCCAGUUGUUUUUGUUUACUCGUUUUCAUUCAGUUUACUUUCUCUUCUAAUGCUGGUAUCCUUGUUCCUUGUACAGGCUUUCAGUAGCUGGGUGUGGAAUGCUGUAGUGUGUGUAUAUGUGUGUGUGGGUGUAUGGGUCUGUGUGUAGGGGCACAGCCGUGUGUGUGUGUGUGUGUGUGUGUGUGUGUGUGUGUGUGUGUGUGUGUGUGUGUGUGUGUGUGUGUGUGUGUGUGUGUGUGUGUGUGUGUGUGUGUGUGUGUGUGUGUGUGUGUGUGUGUGUGUGCGUGGUCUCCUGAUGCUUGAUUCAUCAUUAACUAUGCAAUGAAGACGGCUGCUUUGUGGCCCAGAAACAGACCACGGCUGGUACAUUAGCGUUUGCUUUUUUUUUUUGCACAGCUCAUUUUAACCCCAGGAAUCGAAUGGGAUCGAAUGUGUUCCGUCUUCACUCUAUCUUUCUUGGUAUAUUAUAAUCAAGGAUUAUUUUUCAUCGUGAAAGGUGUUUUUCUGGGUUGUUUUUUUUAACACUAUUGCUGUUUUGUUUGUUAUGUAAGGUGGUACUCUGUUGUGCUGCCAGUCUGUCCACACCUAGAAUGAUGCGCUCCGCUGUUCUCAGAAAAGAGUCCCAGUCUUCCUCUCUCUUGCUCACACCAGCAGGGACGUCAGUAGCGAUCCCUCCCUUGGUAGAUGGUAGUCUAAUGUAGAACAGAAGAAGACGCAAAAAGAGCCAGUCUACCCAUUGAUUCUGUACUCUGCUGCUAAAAUGGUAACAUAUUGUCGUUCAUAACGACCCCCCCCCCCCCCCCCCCCUCCCAUACUGUUCGACUAUAAGGUAUCUUCUCAUUGUGUGUGUGUGUACUUUAUAUGUACUGAAAGUGGGCUUAUUUUGUUAAUGGGUCUAGCGAAAUGCGUGUGUAAAAAAUAAAUAAUGUAGAUCUUACAUUGAGCUGUAUCAUGUGCGCGACAAGGACGAACAUCCAUGUCAUUUCUCAGUAGACGUUCAGGGCAGGUUCAGAAACGUAGCAUCUGAACGAUAGUAGCACUCUGCAAAAAACCCUCAGUCUGUGAGACUGCUCCUUUACAGUGUAUGUCUGUGUGUAUAUACGCUUCCGAAGUCACUCGUGCAAAAACGUUUUUGUUGUUCAUGCUGUAGUACUGCAACACUAUCGUUACGUUAACACUAACUUUAAAGGGGUGAUUGAUUGAUUGUACGUGUGAGGCGUCAUCGUAGAUGGGUUUUUCAGGUCACACGUUCCGAAUUUUUUUUCCGAAUUUUCCAAACGCAAUAAAUUCAAUCGGGUGAUUCCCAAAAGCGUGCAGACGGCGGACAGAAACAACCGUUGUCUCAGCGGCACCGGUGUGCACUUAGCCAUGGACGUUAAUGUUGAGUAAUGACUCCACGCUUAGGACAAUUAACUUGUGCCGUCUGGGGUAAAGAUUAGGCGUUCAGGAGGCCCCCGUGCCAGGGAUGUGCGUUUUGAUUCAAUUCAGCAGCCUUAAGCAACUACCGUCUGUAUGUCCCCUGUAGGGUAAGACACAGGUGGUGCACAUUUGGAGAAAGGGUGCUAGAAUUUCUCUUUUUUUUUUACAGUGACAUGAAUGUCCUUUUCGGUCAACUGGAAAAAAAUGUAUCAUACUUGAAGCGUAUACACCGCAGCAUUAAUAAGAUGCUUUAAUCGCUUCGUUGUCUGUAUGGUCAGCAAUCCAUUCCCAGUAUUGAUUUAAAGGUGUUUUAUAGAUCAACAUAUAUUCCAUUGUCUGUGUUUAGGGGCCUGAUGGGUCUGAUUUAUACUGUACAUCUGUUACAUUAUGGUCUUUUCAUCUGCAUCAGCCUUUUUGUUUUGCAUUUUUACAUCAUCGUUUUUGUGCUUAUCUCUAAUUUUAAGUCAUCAAUGUUAUUUAUUUUUUUUAUGUUGAAAUGUGUAUGCACUUUUAAUGAUUUUCCUUUUUGGGGGGUUUUGUUUUAUCUUAAAUGAAUGCAUCUUUUUUAAGGGAAAGACAAUUUUGUUUUUCUCAUGUGAGAACAAAAUGAGAAAAUCUGAAUAAAAAAAUGUUAAACAUUGA